AUGAUGAUGUGCGCCGCUGCUAAACGUGACUUUCAUCAACCACCGACCAGAACGAGGGCUCCACCAACUAAUGUCCUCAAAUGCGACAUGCAAUUUGGUGCCUAUGUUCCUGAUCACAAAGAGGGCCAACUCUUACCAGGACUGUUUUAUUUGUCUGGAUUGACAUGCACUCACGCCAAUUUCAUGGAGAAGUCUGGUUUUCAAAGAUAUGCGAGUGAACAUGGAAUGGUUGUUGUGCACCCCGACACAUCACCUCGAGGUGUAGACAUUCCAGGUGAUAGCGAUUCUUGGGACUUUGGUAAAGGUGCCGGAUUCUAUGUCGAUGCUACUGAGAAGCCGUGGUCAGAUCACUACAAAAUGUACAGUUACGUCUGCAAGGAGCUUCCAGAAAUUGUCAAAAAUCAGCUUCCGGUUGACACUUCAAAAUUAGGAAUUUUCGGACACAGCAUGGGAGGUCACGGUGCAAUCUCAAUUGGUCUGAAACAUCCCGACUUGUUCAAAUCGAUCUCAGCUUUUGCUCCCAUCUGCCAUCCUAUAAAUUGUCCUUGGGGCCAGAAAGCACUGAAGAAUUACCUUGGUGCUGAUACCAAAGCAUGGGAACAGUACGAUUCAUCCUUGCUGUUGAAAACCUACAACGGCCCAUCAAGGAAGAUACUUGUCGACCAGGGCGCUAGCGACUCAUUUCUGUCAGAUGGGCAACUUCAGCCGGAAACGCUGAAGUCGACUGGUCCAGUAUCAGUGGAAGUGAGGACACAACCCGGAUACGAUCACAGUUACUACUUCAUAGCCACAUUUAUUGGAGAUCAUUUUGAUUUUCACGCUGCUGCAUUGAAACAGUAG
Molecule: messenger RNA, 840 nt
Organism: Cooperia oncophora
Lineage: Eukaryota; Metazoa; Nematoda; Chromadorea; Rhabditida; Trichostrongylidae
Source: the annotation of a GenBank genome assembly